Molecule: messenger RNA, 1590 nt
Organism: Symbiodinium sp. CCMP2592
Lineage: Eukaryota; Dinophyceae; Suessiales; Symbiodiniaceae
Source: the annotation of a GenBank genome assembly
AUGUCUUUGGGUGGAGAUGAUCAUUCCAUCUGCCAGUGGUCUGUGGUCAAGCCCCGUGCUGUGGAAAUCGGGGAGCCCUCUUUGCUUCCGCAUCCGUGGACCAAGCUGGAGGGUUCCGAUGCGCCUCGGGACCGCUUCGCCUUCCUCGGGCAAGAGGCUUUGGAAGGACUCUCCAGGCGCGAAGGCGACACCUCCCAAGCCGAUCUUGCGAGCCAAGCACGUCGACCCGGUUCAGCGCCGCCACGCAGGCCAGCGACGCCGCAAUCGCAGACUCAAGGCUACUACCGCAACCAGAGCCGCGGGGUGAGCGCAGCUUUGCAGUGUGACGAAGCGACGAAUCCUGCAGGUCUGCCGGCAAGAUGUGAGGAUCUGCCUUCGCUGCUUUGGAUGGCACCGAUCCUGAAUGCCGGGGGCUUCUCCAGCGAGGCGCUGUCGUACGCGAUUGCCCUGCACAAGGUAUAUUCCCAGAAGAAAGGAGGAAGGUUUGGCUUGCGGCAGUUUGCAGAGCAGGCAAGUAGCUCUUUUGUCAACGGCCUACCUUCAGGUUUACGAGAGCAGUUGCAGCAGAUGCUGCAGACAGGGCGCCGGACCGACCGUCGCUGGGACGUGGUGGUUUGCCAUGCGACGCCAGACGUUUGGCACAGAGAUGGGGCCUUUGGCUGGGGCAAGGUCGAGCCUUGCCCCCCCGCCCCCGCGGCACGAAAAAGCAUCGGACGAGCGAUGUACGAGUCGGAUCGUCUUCCGGAAUCCUGGGUGGCGCGUAUCAAUGUCAUGGACCAGGUGUGGGUGCCAUCGCAGUUCGCCGUGGAGCAGUUCGCAAAAAGUGGUGUCCACCGUGAAAAGAUAGCCGUACUACCAGAGGCAGUGGACGUGGAGCUUUUCAACCCCUCCAUGCACGAAGCUUUGGACUUGGAACUUGGCGGCCUCUUCCGCUUCGUCUCGAUCUUCAAGUGGGAGAAGCGGAAAGGUUGGGACAUCCUGCUGCGCGCCUACUUCCAGGAGUUCUCCGAAGCCGACGACGUGGUGCUGGUGAUCAAGACGCAGCCUUUCCACAGCGGCGAUGAUUUCGAGAAGAAGCUUUGGGAGGAGAUCUCUCGCGCCCAAGACCUGGCAGGGAAGGAGCGACCUGCGCGCUUGAAGCUUCUGGCCCGGGAUCUGCAGCUGAAGGAGCUCCCGCGGCUCUAUAAAGCUGCAGACGCUUUCGUCUUACCCAGCAGGGGAGAGGGCUGGGGAAGGCCCCACGUGGAGGCAAUGAGCAUGGGCUUGCCGGUGAUCGCCACGAACUGGAGUGGGUCGACAGAGUUCCUCUGGGAGAAUGUUUCCCUCCCUCUGCAGAUCGAUGGGCUCGAGCCCGUCGAGAAUGGACUCGAGGGUCACCAGUGGGCCAAGCCCUCUGAGGUCCACCUUCGAGAGCUGAUGCGCUGGGUUGCAGAGCACAGGGCGGAGGCGAAGAAGCUGGGCGAGGCAGCUCGCAGGUUCAUGGUGGAGCGCUUCAGCCCGAAUGCCGUCGUUGAGAAGCAUCUCCUGCCUUUGCUGCGACAGAGAACUUCAGGAGCUCGUGCCCAGCGAGAUGCAUCUCCCGAACUCUAG